CUCCCCAGGUCUCUUUCCAAAUUACACCACGAUUUUCCAAUCCUAGAUCAAGAUGGGCGACCAAGUCGACCAAAUGGACAUCCAAGAGCCACAAAAGGGCGUUACUCCAAUUCUUUAUGAACUCGACCCCGCUGGAGACGUCACCUUUGUGGUUGUCAACAUUCCUCAGGAUCUGCCCGAAAAUCUAAGGGACCUGAAAGCCGACUUUCUUGCUGGGCAAUCAACUCCAGAAGCUACGCCUACUGGUUCUGAUAGGGAUGGGCAACUACCACCAGAAACCUCGACACCUGCUUCUUCCAAAAAGGCCGAUAAAAUCCGCCUCCGUAUCCGGGCGUCGUCAAAACACCUUGUGCUAGCUUCUGGGUACUUUGCUCGCAUGUUUGCGGGCGGUUUUAGCGAAGGCCUUGUCCUACAGUCUCAAGGCUCGGUAGAACUCCAGAUCCUUCAUGUUAAUGGUCUUGCCUUCCUUUUGCUGAUGCUGAUUAUCCAUGGUCGACCCCGACUUGUCCCGCGUAAGGUAUCAAAGGAAACGUUAACUGAUGUUGCUAUUCUGGUCGACUACUACCAGUGCCAGGAUCCAGUUGAAGUCUUCUCGGAUAUGUGGAUCAAAGAUCUUGAAGACGUCGAAGAGACCACCUCUCUAGCAAGUCUGCAAUGGGUAAUGAUUUCUUGGGUCUUCAAAUACAACCCCAAAUUCAAGAAGGCGAGCAAGGCGGUUGUGAGCGAUUCUCCAGAUACCAUCAGUUCUCUUGGACUUCCGCUCCCUGCAAAUAUACUAGCCAAGAUGAAUGAUCAACGAAUCAGUUUCCUCCAAAACUUUAUCGACGGCCUCCAUAGGCAACUUGAAGUCAUCACCAAGGGCUGCUUGAAGCGUGGUGACCGCAACACCAAGAAUGUAGAGUUGUGUCUUUGCGCUGUUCUGGGAGCAUUCACACAUGACAUGUUCGCCUUGAACGUCCUUUCGCCGAAGCCCGAAAGCCCCUUUAGUAAUAUCCAAAUCUCCAAGCUCGUUGCAGCUUUCAAAGAAACACCAGACUCGCCCCGUGUUGAAGACGAGCACAGUACCACCCACAACGACUGCCGCCUAUCGGCUCGGCGCAAAGCCCUGUUCCAGCAGCACCCAUUACCCGAAGGGUUAGACCUUGAUGAUCUUAAUGCCUGAGCGAUGCCACUGGUCCGCCACUCUUUUGACCCCCACGCUUAUUUUGUGCCAUCGCCAGUCCAGCACUUUCUCUCGUCCACUGUUCGAACUAAUACUCCUUGCAGGGGAGCUACCAGUGUCAGGAACAUGGCAAAGCAUGCAUGUAUGCCCGGGUUUAAUGUCAAUACCACGUUGAGGCAGUAAAUUCGAGCUGCCGGGAGCUUUAGGGCUAUAUGCUUGCUGAAAUAUGGCUAAACUUUCCAAGUUAUAGGGGCGAGAGGAUAUUGAAAAUAAAAGUUCCUGAGUCGAGUGAUUAUGCCGCACGCUAUCGGAAUCUUGCGUGGUAGUUAGAAAGGUGUCUCUUGGGUACGGUGAGAACUGAUUCAAUUGUGUCAUAUAUUCCUGUAGAGGUACGACCGAGUCUGUAGUUAUUAUAAGAGUGAACCCGCUUCCUGCGGUUAAUUGGCUUGUUAGAGCCCUGAACAAUACCCUAUUUGACGACGGGUGUCAUGUCCACAAUAGUUGAAGAAGCACCUUACUAUGAUCGAAGCAACCCAGGC
Messenger RNA from Aspergillus calidoustus, 1701 nucleotides. NCBI's taxonomy places the organism in Eukaryota, Fungi, Ascomycota, Eurotiomycetes, Eurotiales, Aspergillaceae. The record is from the annotation of a GenBank genome assembly.